ACCCGGUGGCGUUCUCGAAGCUUGGCUCUAGUAAACUAACCGAUGGGAGAGGGCUCCCCAGCGUUCUUCUAGGGUUCGUGGAUCGAGGCUAUCAGGGGCAUUCCCGGCACUAUCUUGCCACAUUUUGCUUGCAAUGAGGUCGGAUUCCUAGGCGCUGGGGCUGGAUUUCGCGGAUUUCGUCCACACCUAGUCCAAGAUCGUCAUGAAGCGCAGCUGGUCUUACAGCGAGGGCCAGGGUCUGUCCCUGGAUCGCAAGCCGCCAGGCGCAGCGGCGCCGCCUCCCCCUCCUCCGCCACAAUCUCGCGGUACGUCUCUCUCCCUCGCAUCGUCGGAUGCGUGCCCAUCGCCAGAUCGCCGCCGGGAAUCGCCGUCGGAGAGCGCCAGCUCUCGCGAGACCUGGCCGACGGAAAGAACAGGGGAAGAGGCAAGAAGAUUGCCGGUGCUGGUGGCGGCGGAGGCGGCGACGGUGGCCAAGAGCGAUGGCGAGAGAGAGAGGGACAAGCUCCUGAAGGAGGAAGAUCAACACGAACACGAUCACGAUCACUCCACGGUCGUCCACCAGGUGGUAAACAUGGACAGGAUCCACCUCCGCGACAUAGCGCAAGCUCCCAUCGAGGCCCUGGCCAGCCGGUUCCACGCACAGCCCGACGAGUACCUGGAAGAGCUCAAGGCGGAGCUCCGCGAGGUUCUGACCGGCAUGGGUGGGCCGAGGCAAAGGGAGGAAUUCGUGCUCCUCCAGAAGCUCGUCCAGGCGCGAGGAGAUUUGUCUCCCGCUUCACUCAUGCGAUCCCACCGGACACAGCUAGAGCUGCUGGUGGCGAUCAAGACUGGGAUCCAGGCGUUCCUCCACCCGGAUAUAUGCGUCACCCAGUCGGCUCUCGUCGAAGUUUUCUUCCACACCAGGUGCCGCAACAUGGCAUGUCACGUUCAGAUCCCCGUGGACGACUGUAGCUGCGAAGUUUGCAGCGCCAAGACGGGCUUUUGCAGCUCGUGUAUGUGCCUCCUCUGCGGGAAGUUUGAUUUCGACGUCAACACCUGCCGCUGGGUGGGAUGCGACUCUUGCUCGCACUGGACUCACACCGACUGUGCGAUGCGAGCUCGGCAGAUCACAACGGGAACCAGCUCCAAGAAGAAGAAAGGUGGCGGAGCUGCUGCUGCUCCCGAGAUGAUUUUCAGGUGCCGGGCUUGCGGUGGCACGUCGGAGCUCUUGGGCUGGGCCAGGGAUGUUUUUCGAGCGUGUUCCUCCGACUGGGAUAUCAACGAGCUCGUGCGGGAGCUGGACAGCUUGCGGCGGAUUUUCCAUGGCAGCGAGGACCAGAAUGGUAAAAAACUCCAUGAGAAGGCUCACGAGUCGCUCGAGAGGCUUCGAAGUGGGACCGAUGUGAGCGUCGUUCUCAAGGAAAUACACCGGCUUUUCCAAGAAACGGAGGUGGAGGAAGCGGAUGAUUCGAGCGAGGAUAAAAAAGUCGUGGAGCCGCAGGAGGCUUGCUCACGUAUUGCGGAAGUGGUGAAAGAGGCCGUUUCAAAGAUGGAGAGCGUGGCUGCUGAGAAGGUCGUGGACGUGAAGCGAGCUCGGCUGUCUCUCGAGUCGUGCGACAGGGAGGUGGAGGACAAGAGGAGGGAACUUACAGAGCUCCAGAUCGAGAGGCAGCGCAAGAGGCAGCAGAUUGAAGAGCUGGAGACGAUCAUCCGGCUGAAGCAGGCGGAGGCGGAGAUGUUCCAGCAGCGAGCAGACGAGGCAAGGCGCGACGCGGAUGAUCUCCAGCGGAUUGCUCUGGCCAAGUCGGAGAAAGUGGAGGAGGAGUACGCGAGCAGGUAUCUCAAGCUCCGGCUCAACGAAGCCGAGGCGGAGCGGCGGUAUCUCUUCGAGAAGAUCAAGCUCCAGGAGAUGUCACGGACUCAAAACGAUCCGGCACAGAUGGUGACAAUGUGUAAGAUACAGUACUUGCUCAACAGAUCAUCCUCCAAAAGGGACGCCACUGCCAUGGAAACUUCAGCUCCUACUCCGUGACACGCCAAAACCCAAAACAUGGAUGACCUACUCACUCAAGAACAACAAAAAGGAAAGAAAGCACAGAAUUCCUCUAAAACGUAUCAUCACCACCAUGGGCAUUUUUUAUUUCGGUGGCUCCUUUCUUUCAGGUAUGCUACUUAUACACCGUGACUCUUUUCUACUGCCAAUUUGAUUGGAUCAAACUUACCAUGUUCACGUGUGGUGAAUGGGAAGAGAAAAGGAAAUAGGACACUGAAGAAUGGAAUGGAACGCCCAGAGCUUUAAAUGCGAGCAGUUGUUUAGUAGCGUCCUCUCGCUCUCUUGAAAGCUC
This is a messenger RNA of Selaginella moellendorffii, 2324 nucleotides long. Its product is annotated as OBERON-like protein. Bases 203 to 2011 code for a protein of 602 amino acids. NCBI's taxonomy places the organism in Eukaryota, Viridiplantae, Streptophyta, Lycopodiopsida, Selaginellales, Selaginellaceae. The record is from RefSeq and is a predicted model, not a curated record. The transcript is spliced from 3 exons. Gene Ontology annotation, cellular component: nucleus.